GCAGAAACUGAGGGGGCAGGGCCAUUUAAAAAUACCUGCUGUCCUACAAUAACGGGACCACAGACAGCAGCCCUACGGGACAGUGCUGUGGAGACUUGCAUCACAAAAUGCAGCACAGAGGAGAAACCACGCUUGACGCAAACGCCACAAUCGUCCCGCAGUUGCACUGGUGGAGUAAUUAAACAACGCGGCUAGGGGACAUCUGCCUGUCACCACGUAUCAUUCAGAAACAACAUAGGCUAGGAUGACAAUUGAAUGCAAAAAAGCUACAUUGGAUGCACUUGGAAUUUAGCGUAAAUAAUGUGUGCUGUAGGUUGCUGAUCUUUAGUGCACUAAGAAGGCAGCAAAGCAGGUGCAUCUCUACAGCGUUUUUCAUUUUGCAGGACGUUGGUGGUCUUUCAGCUCCGCAUACGGCGAGUGUGGGACAUAUUUGACUGGAAGUGCGCGUAUUAAAUGCACUAGUCAAUUAUUCCUGAACAGUAUUUAAUAUGGCAUCUACAAUUGAACGGAAAACACUGGAAACGAACGAGGAACCCGUUGACGAGGUGCUUCAGAUGCCGCCGUCGCUGCUGACCUGUGGCGGCUGUCAGCAGAGCAUCGGGGACCGGUUCUUCCUCAAGGCCAUAGAGCAGUACUGGCACGAGGACUGCCUGAGCUGUGACCUCUGCGGCUGCCGCUUAGGGGAGGUGGGCCGCAGGCUUUACUACAAACUUGGCAGGAAGCUGUGCAGGAGAGACUACCUCAGACUGUUUGGUCAGGACGGGCUCUGUGCUUCCUGCGAAAAGAGGAUCCGGGCCUUUGAAAUGACCAUGCGUGUUCGUGACAAAGUCUAUCACCUCGAAUGCUUCAAAUGCGCUGCCUGUCAGAAACACUUCUGUGUUGGAGAUCGCUACCUGCUCAUCAAUUCGGACAUUGUGUGUGAGCAGGACAUUUUUGAGUGGACCAAAAUUAAUGGCAGCAUAGUGUAGUGUUUCGCUAAUGUCAUAAGCGAAACGUAACAUCCUGUCAACAUUUGCAACAAACCCUUUACUAAAAAAAGAAUAAUUAUCUCUCUGGCUCCAGGAGCCAUGCCAUGGACAUGCUGUAAAUUUUCGUUUUCAAAAAUCGCCACCAGCAAUAUACACUUGUUUUUCUAUUGGUUUAUUUUUAAUAACAGCGUAAAUACAGUUUGUACUGUAUUGCAAUAAAAGCAGAUUCCCUUUGCUACUUUCACAGAAGGUUAGAUUUGGAUUAUAGUGUUAUUUGUUUGAAAGUAACACAGUUGUCAUAAAAUGUGAAAACAUGUUUCUUAGAGCCUGAAUAAAAAAUGACUUGUAUA
Messenger RNA from Labeo rohita (rohu), 1318 nucleotides. RefSeq names its product LIM domain only 2 (rhombotin-like 1) (gene lmo2). Gene Ontology annotation, molecular function: DNA-binding transcription factor binding; transcription coactivator activity. Gene Ontology annotation, biological process: positive regulation of transcription by RNA polymerase II. Gene Ontology annotation, cellular component: nucleus. The coding region runs from base 489 to 968 and encodes 159 amino acids. The transcript is spliced from 3 exons. The record is from RefSeq and is a predicted model, not a curated record. Lineage: Eukaryota; Metazoa; Chordata; Actinopteri; Cypriniformes; Cyprinidae.